Messenger RNA from Pelmatolapia mariae (spotted tilapia), 2987 nucleotides. RefSeq names its product transmembrane channel like 5 (gene tmc5). The record is from RefSeq and is a predicted model, not a curated record. Gene Ontology annotation, cellular component: plasma membrane. The transcript has 20 exons. Bases 1 to 2937 code for a protein of 978 amino acids. Lineage: Eukaryota; Metazoa; Chordata; Actinopteri; Cichliformes; Cichlidae. Gene Ontology annotation, molecular function: mechanosensitive monoatomic ion channel activity.
AUGACAAGUUACAGGAACGGGGGAUUUUUCAACCAUGCAUACCAUGACACCGAGACUCUGGAAAUUGAUAGAAGGGCUUCCAGCAAAACCCAUCAUACUAACCCCUAUGACAAUGAAGACCCAACCUGGUGGGGUGACAGGGCUAGCAAUGAUGCUGCUAUAGGGAAAGUGCCUCAAGGUGGCUGGCAGGAAGAAAGCUGGAGGGGUAGCGAAAACAUCCCAAUGGAUGCCAUCUCCAUACGCCCAAGGAGUCCUCCAAGGCACCAUGGACCCAAUCACAGUAUAUUUGGGAUGGACCCUGAAUAUAAUCAGUCAAGAUCUAUUCCACUUCCAUCGUCUUCAGGAAACAUGACAAUGCGGUGGAGAGGAAUAGCGAUGAGAAGGAUGAGCAUGUUUCCUAAUGCAGAUCAUACCCAAACAGCUUUCACAGAGGAUGCCAUCUGGAAUGAGAUGCAAAAUGAGCAACAAAACCUGCUCGAGGAACUUGCUGCUCUGUCAACACGAGACAGAAUCCAGGCCAUUCGGAAUCUUCCAAUGAGCUUUAAAGAGAAGAAACAUAUCAGGAAAGAAUUGGAAUUACAGUCUUCCAAGAAGUCUCGCCAAUUCACAUGUUUGGCAGAUUGCUCUGAAAAGCUGUCUCUGUUUUCACGAAAAUGCGGGUACCAUGUAAAGUCAGCCAAGCAGACCCUGGAACUGUGGCAAGGCGCUAUGAAAAGUAUUGGUGGGAAGUUUGGGACCAGUGUUCUCACCUAUUUUGUGUUCCUGAAGUGGCUUCUCAUGUUUAACAUUUUCUCAUUCCUGGUCAACUUCGGCUUUGUCACCAUCCCUCUGCUUGUUUACAAGCAAACCCCAAACAUUUCUCAAAAUGUGAAUAACGUACCCCAAAAUGCGACCUUCAGAGGACUGGAGAUACUAACUGGAGCUGGUUACUUCAACUAUACGGUCAUGUACUACGGUAGCUACAGCAAUGAAGCUCUGGUGGGUUACAACAUGCAGCUGGCCUAUUUCUUCACCAUUGCAGUCUAUAUGGUGCUAUGUGGAAUUUCACUUAUUUUCAGCAUGGCAGUCAAUUUCAAGAACAACUAUGUACUAGCAGACUCGACAUCAAAUAGUGCAUGGCAACUUCUUUGCACCUGGGAUUUUAGUGUAACCAAUGAGAAAGCAGUGAAACAGCGCAGGAACAACCUUUGUGUCCAGCUCAAGGAGUCUUUAUCAGAAACAGCCCAGCAGGAGCGACUUACAGUCUCUGAAAAACUGAAGCACUAUGGGAUUCAUUUUGGUUGCUGGCUUCUCUCCACAAGCUUGGCUUUUGGUUGUGCAGCCAGUAUUCACUUUCUCUGCAAGUAUGAGAAUAAGGUUUUACCGCCGGCAACAAACAUUACCAGUUGGUCUCUGCCUGACGAGGCAAAGACACUCCUGGUUCCCUUUGUGGUGUCUUUAAUAAACCUGGUUAUUCCACUCUUCUACUCCCUCUUCAACAAAUUUGAGCAUUACUCCACCCACCGCAAACAGAUAUAUGCUCUGUUGAUCAGAAAUGUCUUUCUCAAGAUGUCCAUUCUAUCUGUUUUGUGUUAUUAUUGGAUGAGUAUGGUGCCUUCUAAAGAUCCAUGUUGGGAGUCCAUGGUAGGACAGUCUUUGUACCGUCUGGUCCUUUUUGACUUCCUUUUCCUGAUGUUGGGAUCUUUCUUUGGAGAGUUUCUUAGCAAUGUGAUCGGGACAAAAUUAAUACCACGCAUGGGGGUUCCUGAGUUUGACGUAGCCAGAAAUGUCCUUGAACUCAUCUAUUCACAGACGCUGGCCUGGAUUGGAAUCUACUUCUCUCCUUUGCUACCUGCCAUGCAGAUUCUCAAAUUCCUCAUCCUGUUUUAUCUAAAGAAGGUCAGUCUCACACAUAACUGUCAGCCCCCGCGGCGAUCUGGCAGGGCAGCUCAGAUGCAAACCAUCUUCAUCUUCCUGCUCUUCUUCCCGUUCUUUGUGGGAGCCCUGUCAAUUGUUGCAUACACUGCCUGGAGCCUGACUCCCUCAGAGGUCUGUGGCCCUUUUCAUGGACUCAACAAUUCCUUCAGUGCGGUUGAUGUCUGGAUAGAUGAUCUAAAAAACACCACUGGCUCUCAGUGGGUCAUCGAGAUUUACAAAAAUGUCAUCCGCAGUGAAAUCUUCUAUUUUCUGAUCACACUCAUCAUCCUUGUCAUCAUAUACAUAUUGUGGCAAGUCACUAAUGGCCGAAAGGAGCUUAUUCGUCGUCUGAGACAACAGAUUGUCAAUGAAGGGAAAGACAAGUCCUUCUUGUUAGAAAGAUUACAGGACCUUCAAAAAUCUAUCCUAAACAAAAACACCAAACAGAAGAAAGAAAAAGGGAGCAUGAAACAGCAUUCAGAUGAUCGCUCAUCUGGUGAUCAGUCCAACUCAAAUGCCAUGGUUCAAGCUUUACUUGCACGUCAGCAACUUGAAGAGGAGGAGAAAAGAUACAGCAUUGGUGGAGUACCUGUUCCUUCUGAAAUGUCCAACUCUAGUCCUCUGAUGCAAGCCAUGUUGGCCCGUCAACUAGCUGACCAGGAGAAUGAAGAUCAGUAUCCGAUGCAUGAUGAAAACCCGUCAUCUUCCAGUGCACUUGCUCAGGCCAUGGCAGCCAGAAACAGGGUGGAGGAUGAAGAGAAUAAUCAAUAUGACAUUUUCAACAGAUCCAGUGCCGUCACACAGGCCAUGCAAGCCAGAAGAAGAGCAGAGGACACAGACGAUGACAUGGGUGACCUGCAGUCUCCAGUGUCAAGUGUCAUGAUGCAGGUCAUGCAGGCCAGGCAGCAAGCACAGGAAGAUGACAGAAUUCAGUGGAUGACUGCUCCGCCACAAAACCCUGGGCCUUCAGGCUCCAGUGCUCUUAUCCAGGCCAUGCUAGCCCGGCAGGAGGCCCAGAAUGAAUACGAUGAUGGUUACUGAACAAAAUGCUGAGUUUUAUCUUACUGUGAUGAAAAAACAGAUGUAUGAAA